Molecule: messenger RNA, 1533 nt
Organism: Arctia plantaginis
Lineage: Eukaryota; Metazoa; Arthropoda; Insecta; Lepidoptera; Erebidae
Source: the annotation of a GenBank genome assembly
AUGUCAUCUGAAAAACUACCCUUUGAGGCAGCUAUGAAUAAAGCUGGUUUUGGACUCUAUGGAGUUAUGACGACGGCUCUCGCUGGAUUAACUAUGAUCGCUUACUCCAGCACGGUCUAUGGUGGUACUUUCAUAGUGCCUACCAGCGCCUGCGAGCUAGGCACUACCCCUCAUCAACAAGGAAUCUUAGCGGCGGGGCCCAUGGCUGGUCUACUUCUUGGUUCAAUGGUAUGGAGUUACCUCGCCGAUAAACGUGGACGACGAACUAUGAUACUCAUUGCACUUAUGCUCAGCUCUGUUUCCAAUAUUAUUGGCACCAUUUCCGUUAACUGGAUCAUGCUGAUGAUCUGCCAGUUUAUAUCAGCAUUACUAGCUUCUGGAUUGUAUUCAAUGUCGAUGACCUAUCUUAGCGAAAGCGUGCCAAAGUCUAACAGGAGUUCCGCCGUACUUAUAGUAUCCAGCGUCAUGCUUAUCACUCAAGGACUUUUAGCCUUGCUGGCGAUACCCAUUAUUCCUCUAAGAUUCUCAUACUAUUUACCGGGUCUGGGCAUCUAUUGGAAUUCGUGGCGUUUGUUAAUGUUGAUGUUCUCCGUACCGCAAGUUAUCACCGCCAUUUGCUAUUACUUCAUGCAGGAGAGCCCUAAAUUUGUCUUUACAAAGGGAGAUGAAGCCAAGGCCCUGGCAAUCUUGCAAACUAUAUACCGCAUCAAUAACAGGAAUAAGAAUGAAGAGCUGCAAGUUAAAUGUCUUCUCAAAGAUGAGGUUACUGUUAUCGAUAAAUCUACUUCAGCCAGAAAAGUAUCGCUGUUCAAGAUGCCUCUUCUCAAGUACACAAUCAUAAUGCUCGCGCUCAAUAUUGCCCAACAGCUCCCUUCUUUUGUGGUGUGGCUACCCAAGAUCGCAGACCACUUCGUGCGUAUUUUACAAACUGGUGACAGAACAGAUCUCACUAUGUGCCAAGUAUUGAACAUGGAAUCUACCCACAUUGACCCGAAUGCGACUCCCUGUGCCCUAAAUACGACAUCUCUACUAUUUGUACUCGGCGUUGGAGUGAUGCAAGCUAUAUUUAAUUUAUGCAUGAGCUUUAUGAUCAACUUCGUCGGCCGUCGUAAUAUGGUGAUGGCCAUAUACUUGUUGUGCGGUGGGAGCGGUAUCCUCGUGAACCUAGUCCCUAAUAUCAUCGGCAGUGCUAUACUAUUCAUCCUAAUGCUCAUGGGCAUCGUGAUUGUGGGACUGUGCACGACUAUCUGCGUGGAUUUGUUCCCUACACAUUUGAGGGCACAGGCAAUUGCAGUAACAAUGACGGCUCAGUACAUUGCGAUCGUCGCAUCCAUCCAGGUCCUCAACCUACUGUUCUUGAACCACUGUGAUACUGGAUUCUACCUCUUCAGCACUUUAUUUGCUUUGGCAGCAAUUGUGACAGCGUUCCUGCCAAAUGACCGCCAACCGCAAAGCGUGCAAUCAGAAUUAGUCGACAGCGACGCAGAAAAUUUUGUAGAACGGCCGCGCAGAAGAUCCUCUAUUUACAUGUAG